UGUCAAAUUUGCAGCUGCACGGACACUGAACAGCUGAAUAUAAUUCGUGUAAAGUUUAAAUAAAUUAUUGAUUUUAAAGUAGAUUAUUAUUUAAGACACCAUGGGAGACUCCCUUGACGGGAGUGAGAGUGCCCCAGAGGCGCAAAAUGUGGUGGUGGUCGACUUCCAAGACUUCGCAAAUUAUCUGCGGCGAGCCGCAACGGUACUUUUGCCUGAAGACGACAUUGUACCACCGGCGCUGAAUGCCUCUCUCGAGGAUAAAGUGAACCAAGACUGUAUUAGGAAAUUCAUUUCCGACCCGCAAGUGUGUUCUCUGUACGUUCAACGGUUCUCCUCCAAAGAAGAUGACAAUGAGCAGCCCACGGAGGGAGAGGAAGAAAAAGAAGCUGUUACCUACCAGAUCAGCACUGAGGUACACUUCACCUCUCCUCGAGUUGCUGCCUUUGUCUGCAUCAAGAGAGGAGCUGUCAUUGAAGCCGACAAGUCCAUCCACAGUCAGCUGCGCCUCAUCAACUUGUCCGACGGCUCGCCUUAUGAGACCCUGCAUGCUUUCAUCAGCAAGACCAUGGCUCCGUUCUUUAAGAGCUAUGUCAAAGAGAGCGGGAGAGCUGACAGGGACGGAGAUAAGAUGGCGCCGUCUGUUGAGAAGAAGAUAGCAGAGCUGGAGAUGGGCUUACUGCAUCUGCAGCAGAACAUUGACAUUCCGGAGAUCACCCUCCCGGUGCAUCCCCUUGUGGCUGCCGUCAUUAAACGGGCGGCCGACGAGGGACGAAAACCACGCGUGGCUGAUUUUGGUGACAAGGUGGAAGACUCCACCUUCCUUAACCAACUCCAGAACGGCGUUAAUCGCUGGAUUAAGGAAAUACAAAAGGUGACCAAGUUGGACCGCGAUCCCUCCAACGGUACCGCUCUGCAGGAGAUCUCGUUCUGGCUGAACCUGGAGAGAGCCCUCCAUCGCAUUCAGGAGAAAAGAGAGAGCAUUGAAGUGGCUCUAACCCUGGAGAUCUUGAAAUACGGCAAGCGCUUCCACGCGACCGUAUCGUUCGACACGGACACCGGGCUCAAGCAGGCGCUGGCCACAGUCUCCGACUACAACCCUCUCAUGAAGGACUUCCCUAUUAACGACCUGCUCAGCGCUACUGAGCUGGAGAGGAUCAGGUUGGCGGUGCAGCAGAUCUUCUCGCAUCUACGCAAGAUCCGUUCCACGAAGUACCCCAUCCAGCGCGGCUUGAGGCUCGUCGAAGCUAUCUCUCGAGAUCUCGGUCAACAACUCCUGAAGGUACUCGGCACGCGGCGCCUCAUGCAUAUACCAUUCGAGGACUUCGAGCGAGUCAUGACCCAGUGCUUCGAGGUGUUCUCCUGCUGGGACGACGAGUACGAGAAGCUGCAGGGUCUGUUACGUGACAUCGUAAAGAAGAAGCGAGACGAACAUCUCAAGAUGGUGUGGCGAGUGUCUCCCUCGCACAAGCGGCUACAGGCUCGCAUGGAGCACAUGCGCCGCUUCCGCCGCCACCACGAGCAGCUGCGGACUGUUAUGCUCAGGGUGCUCCGCCCCCGCGCCAACGUGGCGCUGGACCCGGCGGCGGGCGAGCCCGCGCAGCCGCUGUCGCUGCCCAUGGACGCGGCCGACGCCAACGCCAUCGCCGAGGUCAACCUCGCCUACGAGAACGUUAAAGAAGUCGACUGUUUGGACAUCUCGAGGGAGGGCUGCGACGCGUGGGAGGCGGCUGUGAGGCGAUAUGAAGAUAGGAUCGAUCGCGUCGAGACCCGCAUCACGGCCCAUCUCCGCGACCAGCUUGGAACAGCCAAGAACGCGAACGAAAUGUUUCGCAUCUUCUCCCGGUUUAACGCUCUGUUCGUGAGACCACACAUCCGAGGAGCGAUCAGGGAAUACCAGACCCAGCUCAUACAGAGAGUGAAGGACGAUAUCGAGGCUUUGCACGAGAAAUUCAAGGUGCAAUACCCCCAAUCGAAGUGCAGCCGGCUCUCUCUGGUGCGCGACCUGCCCCCGGUGGCCGGGUCCAUCAUCUGGGCCAAGCAGAUCGAUCACCAGCUCACCGCCUACCUGAAGAGAGUUGAAGAUGUUUUGGGCAAGGGAUGGGAGAACCACAUUGAGGGGCAGAAACUGAAAGCCGACGGUGACAGCUUCCGUCUUAAACUGGACACCCAAGAAGUCUUCGACGAUUGGGCUCGUAAGGUCCAACAACGCAACCUCGGCGUGUCCGGGCGCAUCUUCGCGAUCGAGUCGGUGCGCGCGCGCUCCAGCAAGACCGGCACCAUCCUCAAGCUCAAGGUCAACUUCCUGCCCGAGAUCAUCACGCUGUACAAGGAAGUGCGCAACUUGAAGAAUCUCGGAUUCAGAGUGCCUUUAGCUAUCGUAAACAAGGCUCACCAAGCAAAUCAACUGUACCCAUUCGCUAUAUCACUCAUCGAGAGUGUGCGUACUUAUGAACGCACCCUAGAGAAGAUCCGCGACAAGGCAUCUAUAAUCCCCCUGGUGGCCGGCCUGCGCCGCGACGUGCUGAACCAAGUGUCGGAGGGCAUGGCGCUCGUGUGGGAGUCCUACAAGUUGGACCCCUACGUGCAGAAGCUCAGCGAAGUGGUGCUGUUGUUCCAGGAGAAGGUUGAAGACCUCCUGGCGGUUGAAGAGCAGAUCUCCGUAGACGCACGUUCGCUGGAGACGUGCCCGUACUCGGCGCAGAGCCUCGCCGAGAUCCUGGGGCGCCUGCAGCGCGCCAUCGAUGACCUGUCGCUGCGCCAGUACAGCAACUUGCACCUGUGGGUGCAGCGCUUGGACGAGGAGGUGGAGAAGAGCCUAGCGGCUCGGCUGCAGGCCGGCGUGGAGGCGUGGACGGCGGCGCUGCUGGGCAAGAGCAGCGAGCUGGACCUGUCCAUGGACACCUACUCGCCCGCCGAGCCCACGCACAAACCCGGCGGGGAGCCGCAGAUCGCGCGUGUGGUGCACGAGGUCCGCAUCACGAACCAGCAGAUGUACCUGUUCCCGUCGCUGGAGGAGGCGCGCUUCCAGCUCAUGCGCCAGAUGUUCGCGUGGCAGGCCGUCGUCACCAGCCAGCACCGCUUGCAGAGCACCAGAUACCAAGUUGGCGUAGCUCGGGCCCAAACUGCGACGUACAGAAACUUGCUCACUAAGCUACCGGGCGCGGCGGCCCCGCUCGAAAAUGCCUAUGACGCCAUUGAGCAGAAGAUAUCGCAGGUCCGCGAAUACGUCGACGAGUGGCUGCGUUACCAAGCCCUGUGGGACUUGCAACCCGAAACGUUGUACGGUCGCCUUGGUGAAGACAUCACUUUGUGGAUCAAAUGCCUGAAUGAUAUCAAGAAAUCCCGCACGACCUUCGACACGUCCGACACCCGUCGCGAGUACGGCCCCGUAGUGAUCGACUUUGCGCGCGUGCAGAGCAAAGUCGCUCUAAAAUACGACGCGUGGCACAAGGAGGUGCUCGGCAAGUUCGGCGCUCUGCUCGGUGGCGAGAUGGUGCACUUCCACGGGCAGCUCGCCAAGUCGCGCUCGCAGCUAGAACAGCAGACUAUCGAGGCAGCCUCCACCAGCGAUGCGGUAUCCCUGAUUACAUACGUGCAACAGCUCAAGAGGGAGGUGCUUGCUUGGGAGAAACAAGUCGACAUAUACAGAGAGGCGCAGCGCAUCUUGGAGCGGCAAAGAUUCCAGUUCCCAGCGCAAUGGCUGCAUGUUGAUAACAUUGAAGGAGAAUGGAGCGCGUUCAAUGAAAUUAUGCGUAGAAAGGACUCGUCUAUUCAGACUCAAGUCGCGUCUCUCCAACAAAAGAUCGUAGCCGAAGACAAAGCAGUCGAGACUCGUACUCUAGAGUUCCUCACCGAGUGGGAGCGAAGCAAGCCUACCGACGGCUCGACUCGGCCCGAAGACGCGCUCGCAAGACUCCAAGCUAUGGAAGCGCGGUACACCAAGCUGAAGGACGAGAGGGACAACGUGGCUAAGGCCAAGGAGGCUUUAGAGCUGCAUGAUACAGGAAGCUCAGUGAACAACGAGCGAAUGACAGUGGCGUUGGAGGAGUUGCAAGACCUGCGCGGCGUGUGGGCCUCGCUCAGCAAGAUCUGGACUCAGAUCGACGACAUCCGCGAGAAACCGUGGCUGUCGGUACAGCCUAGGAAACUUAGGCAACAGCUGGAAGCCAUGCUUAACGAGCUCAAAGAACUGCCAGCGCGUCUGCGCAUGUACGACAGCUACGAAUACGUUCGCAAACUGCUGCACUCUUACACCAAGGUCAACAUGUUGAUAGUCGAGCUGAAAUCAGACGCCCUAAAAGAGCGUCACUGGCGCCAACUGUGCCGCGCGCUGAGAGUGGACUGGUCACUGUCAGAACUGACCCUGGGACAAGUGUGGGACGCGGACCUCCUGCACAACGAGCACACCGUCAAGGACGUCGUGUCCGUCGCUCAGGGGGAGAUGGCUCUCGAGGAGUUCCUCAAGCAGGUCCGCGAGUCCUGGCAGAGCUACGAGUUGGACUUGAUCAACUACCAGAACAAGUGCAAGAUCAUCCGCGGCUGGGACGACUUGUUCAACAAAGUCAAGGAGCACAUCAACAGCGUCGCUGCUAUGAAACUGUCGCCUUAUUAUAAGGUAUUCGAAGAAGAGGCCCUCACUUGGGAAGAGAAACUCAACCGUAUCAAUGCCUUAUUCGACGUAUGGAUCGACGUGCAACGUCGCUGGGUGUACCUCGAAGGCAUCUUUAGUGGCUCGGCCGACAUCAAGACAUUGUUACCCGUCGAGACUAGCCGCUUCCAAAGCAUCAGUUCCGAGUUCCUCGGGCUGAUGAAGAAAGUUAGCAAGUCGCCGAUGGUGAUGGACGUGCUGAACAUACCGGGCGUGCAGCGCUCGCUCGAACGACUGGCUGACUUACUGGGCAAGAUCCAGAAAGCGCUUGGAGAGUACCUUGAGAGAGAGAGAAGCAGCUUCCCCAGAUUCUAUUUCGUGGGAGACGAGGACCUGCUAGAAAUAAUCGGCAACAGCAAGAACAUCGCCCGCCUCCAGAAGCACUUCAAGAAGAUGUUCGCCGGCGUCGCCGCCAUUAUCCUGAACGAGGACAACACGGUCAUUAACGGCAUCGCGUCGCGCGAGGGCGAAGAGGUGUACUUCCUAUCGCCAGUCUCCACCGUAGAGAACCCUAAGAUCAACUCGUGGUUGUCUAUGGUCGAGCGUGAGAUGCGCGUGACCUUGGCGUGCAGGCUCAAGGAUGCUGUUGGUGACGUCAAACAGUUUAAAGAUGGAAACGUGGACCCUCAGAAGUUUAUUGAUUGGUGCGACAAAUAUCAGGCCCAAAUCGUAGUGCUGGCCGCCCAAAUCCUGUGGUCCGAGGACGUGGACGCGGCCCUGUCCUCGGGCGGCGGCGACGGUCUCAAGAAGGUGCUCACACACGUGGAGAACAUGCUCAACAUCCUGGCAGACUCCGUGCUGCAGGAGCAGCCUCCGCUCAGGAGGAGGAAACUGGAACACCUGAUAAACGAGUUCGUCCACAAGCGAACAGUGACGCGUCGGCUGAUCGCCUCCGACGUGAACAGCGCGCGCUCCUUCGAGUGGCUCUGCGAGAUGCGCUUCUACUUCGACCCUAGGAAUAAUGACGUCCUUCAACAAUUGACGAUCCACAUGGCGAACGCCAAAUUCCUGUACGGUUUCGAGUACCUCGGCGUGCAGGACCGGCUCGUGCAGACCCCGCUGACUGACCGCUGCUAUCUGACCAUGACGCAGGCUCUGGAGGCCCGGCUCGGAGGCUCACCGUUCGGGCCUGCCGGUACUGGCAAGACCGAAUCAGUAAAGGCUCUCGGCAACCAGCUCGGUCGCUUCGUGCUGGUCUUCAACUGCGACGAGACCUUCGACUUCCAGGCCAUGGGCCGUAUCUUCGUCGGUCUGUGCCAGGUCGGUGCCUGGGGCUGCUUCGACGAGUUCAAUCGUCUGGAGGAGAGGAUGCUGUCGGCCGUGUCGCAGCAGGUGCAGACCAUACAGGAGGCGCUCAAGAGCCACCAGGAGGGCGACAAUACUGCCAAGUCCAUAACCGUGGAGCUGGUCGGCAAACAAGUCCGCGUCAGCCAAGACAUGGCCAUAUUCAUAACCAUGAACCCUGGAUACGCGGGCCGCUCCAACCUUCCUGACAACUUGAAGAAACUGUUCCGCAGUUUGGCCAUGACCACGCCGGACAGACAGCUGAUCGCUGAAGUCAUGUUGUUCAGUCAGGGCUUCAGGACUGCUGAGAAGCUGGCUUGCAAGAUUGUGCCGUUCUUCAAGCUCUGCGACGAACAACUGUCGAACCAAUCCCACUACGACUUUGGUCUGCGAGCUCUGAAAUCGGUACUCGUCUCAGCCGGUAACGUCAAGCGAGACCGCAUUCAGAAGAUCAAAGAGAACCUAAUCGAGCGCGGCACCGAAGUGCCCGACGAGGCGUCGAUCGCGGAGUCUCUUCCCGAACAGGACAUCCUCAUCCAAUCCGUGUGCGAGACCAUGGUGCCCAAGCUGGUGGCCGAAGACAUACCGCUACUGUUCUCGCUGCUCAACGAUGUGUUCCCUAAUGUUGGAUACACCAGGGCUGAGAUGACUGGCCUGAAGAACGAGAUCCGUACGGUUUGUGCUGAAGAGUUCCUGGUGUGCGGCGAGGGCGACGAGCAGGGCUCCACUUGGAUGGAAAAGAGACGGCGCGAGGCGUCGCGCGAGCAUCACAGCACGUGGAUCGAGAAGGUCCUGCAACUAUACCAGAUCUGCAAACUGAAUCAUGGUCUGAUGAUGGUCGGGCCAUCCGGCAGCGGCAAGUCUACCGCGUGGCGCGUGCUGCUCAAGGCUUUGGAAAGAUUCGAAGGCGUUGAAGGCGUAGCUCACGUGAUAGACCCCAAGGCGAUGUCAAAGGAGACUUUGUACGGUGUGCUGGACCCCAACACCCGCGAAUGGACCGAUGGACUGUUCACGCACAUUCUCAGAAAAAUAAUUGACAACGUCCGCGGUGAAAUCAACAAGCGCCAAUGGAUCAUAUUCGACGGCGACGUGGACCCUGAGUGGGUUGAGAACCUGAACUCGGUGCUCGACGACAACAAACUGCUCACGCUGCCCAACGGCGAGCGGCUGUCUCUGCCGCCCAACGUGCGGGUCAUGUUUGAGGUCCAAGAUCUUAAAUAUGCUACCCUUGCCACAGUCUCGCGUUGCGGCAUGGUUUGGUUCUCACAAGACGUACUCACCACAGAGAUGAUCUUCGAAAACUAUUUGUUGAGACUGAGAAACAUUCCCCUGGAGGACGGCGAAGAAGACUCGUUCAGCAUCGUGAUGGCCGCUCCGUCGGCGGGCGGUGAUCAGAACGCCACGGAAAACAUACUGUCUCCAGCUUUACAGACUCAACGCGACGUGGCCAUGAUCCUCCAACCGCUGUUCUUCGGCGACGGCUUAGUUGUGAAAUGCUUCGAACGUGCCGUCUCGCUCGAUCACAUUAUGGACUUCACUCGGCAUCGCGCGCUGUCCUCCUUGCACUCCAUGUUGAAUCGCGGUGUUAGAAACAUCCUUGGCUACAACCGGCAGCACCCCGACUUCCCAGUAACAAACGAACAGUUGGAAGCGUACGUGCCCAAAUGGCUCGUCUACUCCCUUCUCUGGUCCUUCGCUGGUGACGCUAAACUCAAGGAUCGUAAUGAGUUGGGUGAUUUCAUAAGAUCGGCCAGCACUAUGCCUCUGCCCAACUGCGGGGCAAAUCAACAUAUCAUUGAUUUCGAGGUGUCUAUCACCGGCGAGUGGGUGCCCUGGUCAGCCAAGGUGCCGCAGAUCGAAGUGGAGACGCACAAGGUGGCGGCGCCCGACGUAGUAGUGCCGACGCUGGAUACGGUGCGCCACGAGGCGCUGCUCUACACGUGGCUCGCAGAGCACAAGCCGCUGGUACUAUGCGGCCCGCCCGGGUCCGGUAAAACCAUGACGCUGUUCUCUGCGCUCCGAGCGCUGCCCGACAUGGAGGUGGUCGGCCUCAACUUCUCGUCCGCCACCACGCCUGAACUCCUGCUGAAGACCUUCGACCACUACUGCGAGUACAGGAAGACGCCUAAUGGAGUUGUGUUGGCGCCUGUUCAGCUGGGCAAAUGGCUCGUGUUGUUCUGCGACGAGAUCAACUUGCCCGACAUGGACCAGUACGGCACGCAGCGCGUCAUCUCCUUCCUGAGGCAGCUGCUCGAACACAAAGGCUUCUAUAGAGCGAGCGAUCAUUCUUGGGUGCACUUGGAGCGCAUCCAGUUUGUUGGCGCGUGCAACCCGCCGACGGACCCGGGCCGCAAGCCGCUCUCGCACCGCCUGCUGCGGCACGUGCCCGUCAUCUACGUCGACUACCCCGGCGAGACCUCGCUCGAACAGAUUUACGGAACAUUCACCCGAGCCAUGCUACGUAUGCAGCCCGCACUUCGCGGCUACGCAGAACCUUUGACUCAAGCCAUGGUCAAACUAUACCUGGCUUCACAAGAACGCUUUACUCAAGACAUGCAACCGCAUUACGUGUACUCGCCCAGAGAGAUGACCAGAUGGGUACGAGGCAUCUGUGAAGCUAUCAGGCCUCUUGACAACUUGAACGUGGAAGGCCUGGUGAGACUGUGGGCGCACGAAGCUCUGCGCCUCUUCCAAGAUCGAUUAGUAGAGGAAGCUGAGAGGCAGUGGACUGAUGAGAACAUCGACACUGUGGCCAUGAGGUUCUUCCCAGGUAUUAACCGCGAGCAGGCAUUGGCCCGUCCCAUCCUGUACAGCAACUGGCUGAGCAAGGACUAUGUGCCGGUCGAGAGGGAUCAGCUGCGUGAAUACGUCAAGGCCCGACUGAAGGUGUUCUACGAAGAAGAGUUAGACGUACCGCUCGUCCUCUUCGACGAAGUGCUUGAUCACGUUUUGCGUAUCGACCGCAUCUUCCGUCAGCCGCAAGGGCAUCUGCUGCUCAUCGGUGUCUCCGGCGCCGGCAAGACCACGCUCAGUCGCUUCGUGGCCUGGAUGAACGGGCUUAGCAUCUUCCAGAUCAAGGUGCACAACAAGUAUACGGGCGCUGAUUUCGACGAGGACCUGCGCUCGGUGCUGCGGCGCGCCGGCUGCCGCGACGAGAAGGUCGCCUUCAUACUGGACGAGUCCAACGUGCUCGACAGCGGCUUCCUGGAGCGCAUGAACACGCUGCUGGCCAACGGAGAGGUGCCCGGUUUGUUCGAGGGCGACGAAUUCGCAGCGCUCAUGACGCAAUGCAAGGAAGGCGCGCAGCGAGAGGGCCUGAUGCUCGACUCCAACGACGAACUCUACAAGUGGUUCACUGGGCAAGUGAUGCGUAACUUGCACGUAGUGUUCACGAUGAAUCCUUCGUCAGAGGGGCUCAAAGACCGGGCCGCGACGUCGCCCGCCCUGUUCAACCGUUGCGUGCUCAACUGGUUUGGUGACUGGAGCGAUGGAGCCCUAUUCCAGGUGGGCAAGGAGUUCACGCUGCGCAUGGACCUGGACUCGGCGGAGUACUCGCCGCCGGAGCUGUUCCCGGCGGCGUGCGGCGAGGUGGGCGCGCGGCCGGCGCACCGCGCGGCGGUGGUGAACGCGUGCGUGUACGUGCACCAGACGCUGCACCGCGCCAACGCGCGCCUCGCCAAGCGCGCCAACCGCACCAUGGCCAUCACGCCCAGACAUUAUCUCGACUUUAUCCAACAAAUGGUGAAGUUGUACGCCGAGAAGCGAGCGGACUUGGAAGAGCAGCAACUCCACUUGAACGUGGGUCUCGGGAAGAUUGCCGAAACCGUGGAACAGGUCGAGGAAAUGCAGAAGAGUCUCGCUGUCAAGUCACAGGAAUUACAACAUAAGAACGAAGCCGCCAACGCCAAACUGCGGCAAAUGGUUAAAGACCAACAGGAAGCCGAGAAAAAGAAAGUUGAGAGCCAGGAAAUUCAGGUCGCUCUAGAGAAGCAAACGAAGGAGAUCGAAGCGAAACGCCGCGACGUAAUGGCGGACUUGGCGCAGGUCGAGCCGGCUGUCAUCGAGGCGCAAAACGCGGUCAAGUCGAUAAAGAAGCAGCACCUAGUGGAGGUGCGGUCUAUGGGCAACCCGCCGGCGCUCGUCAAGGUGGCCCUAGAGUCUAUCUGCCUGCUGUUGGGCGAGAACGCGACGGACUGGAAGGCCAUCCGAGCCGUGAUCAUGCGAGAAAACUUCAUCAACAGCAUCGUCUCCAACUUCUCUACCGAGGACAUAACUGACGAUGUGCGCGAGAAGAUGAGGACCAGAUACUUGAGUAAUCCGGACUACAACUUCGAGAAGGUCAACCGAGCCAGUAUGGCUUGCGGGCCUAUGGUCAAAUGGGCUAUCGCUCAGAUCGAAUAUGCGGACAUGUUGAAACGUGUGGAGCCGCUCCGCAACGAGCUGCGCGCGCUCGAGGACCAAGCUCAAACUAACGUGACGGCCGGCGACGAAGUUCGCGAUCUGAUCGCGCAACUGGAGAAGUCUAUCGCGUCCUACAAGGAGGAAUACGCGCAGCUCAUCAGCCAGGCGCAAGCCAUUAAGACAGACUUGGAGAACGUGCAGGCCAAGGUGGACAGGUCCAUUGCGCUCCUGAAGAGUCUCGUGAUCGAACGCGAGCGCUGGGAAUCGAGCUCGGAAACAUUCCGCUCGCAGAUGAGCACUAUCGUCGGAGACGUGCUGUUGUCUGCCGCCUUCAUCGCGUACGGCGGGUACUUCGACCAGCAUUACCGUCAGAAUCUAUUCUCGACAUGGACCGCCCACCUGGCCGCGGCCAACAUCAAGUACCGCGCCGACAUCGCGCGCACCGAGUACCUCAGCAACCCCGACGAGCGGCUGCGCUGGCAGGCCAACGCUCUGCCAACCGACGAGCUGUGCGUCGAGAACGCCAUCAUGCUGAGGCGCUUCAACCGCUACCCACUCAUCAUCGAUCCAUCAGGGCAAGCGACGGAGUUCAUCAUGCGCGAGUUCCGAGAGCGCAAGAUCACCAAGACCUCGUUCCUGGACGACUCCUUCCGCAAGAACCUCGAGUCGGCGCUGCGGUUCGGCAACCCGCUACUCGUGCAGGACGUGGAGAACUACGACCCGAUCCUGAACCCGGUGCUGAACCGCGAGCUGCGGCGCACGGGCGGCCGCGUGCUCAUCACGCUCGGCGACCAGGACAUCGACCUCAGCCCCUCCUUCGUCAUCUUCCUCUCCACUAGGGACCCAACGGUGGAGUUCCCGCCGGACAUGUGCUCGCGUGUGACGUUCGUCAACUUCACGGUGACUCGCUCUUCACUGCAGUCUCAGUGCUUGCACCGCGUGCUCAAGGCUGAGCGGCCCGACAUCGACACCAAGCGCUCCGACCUGCUCAAGCUGCAAGGCGAAUUCCACCUCCGACUGCGUCAACUGGAGAAGUCGCUUCUCCAAGCGCUGAACGACGCCAAGGGCAAGAUCUUGGACGACGACUCGGUCAUCGCGACGCUCGAGACGCUCAAGAAGGAGGCCGACGACAUAGGCCAAAAGGUUGAAGAAACUGACAAAGUUAUCGCUGAAAUCGAGACAGUCAGCCAGCAAUACCUGCCUCUGUCUCAAGCAUGCAGCAGCAUAUACUUCACCAUGGAGUCGCUGAACCAAGUCCACUUCCUGUACCAGUACUCGCUGAAGAUGUUCCUGGACAUCUUCAGCUCGGUGCUGGUGUGUCCGAUGCUUAACGGCGCGUCGGACUACACCGCACGGCUUAGCAUCAUUACCGAAGAACUGUUUACGGUGGUAUACGAGCGCGUGGCUCGCGGCAUGCUCCACACGGACCGGCUCACGUUCGCGCUGCUGCUGUGCCGCAUCCACCUGAAGGGCACCGGCGCCGAGGACACGCUGGACCAGCCGUUCGCCACGUUCCUGCGCGGCAAGGAGGGCUUCGUGUCGCACUGCGCGCCGCUCCACCCGCUCACGCAGCACCAGCACGAUGCCGCUGCGAGGCUUAGCUCUAGACUGGUGUCGUUCCGGCGGCUGCUGGAGAAGGCGGGCGAGCUGCCCGAGCUGGCGGCGUGGCUGGGGCAGGCGGCGCCCGAGCAGUGCGUGCCCACACUGUGGGACUCCAGCCCCAGCGCGCCGCCCAAGCCGCACACGCUCGCCAUGUACCGCCUGCUGCUCAUACAGGCAUUCCGGCCGGACCGCGUGAUCGCAGCAGCCACUCAGCUGGUGGCCGCCGUACUGGGCGCCGGUUUCAUGGCGAAGGCCGAAACAGAGUUCGAUCUAGCUUCCAUCACCGAACACCAGCUAAACGCCACCACGCCCGCGCUGCUGUGCUCCGUGCCCGGAUACGAUGCCAGCGGUCGCGUGGACGACAUGGCGACGGAGCUGAACAAGCCGCUGUCGAGCAUCGCCAUCGGGUCCGCGGAGGGGUUCAACCAGGCCGAGCGCGCCAUCAACACCGCCUGCAAGACCGGCCGCUGGGUGAUGUUGAAGAACGUGCACCUGGCGCCGGUGUGGCUCGUGCAGCUCGAGAAGAAGCUGCACUCGCUGCAGCCCCACGCGGCCUUCAGGCUGUUCCUCACCACGGAGAUCAGCCCCAAGCUGCCCGUGAACCUGCUGCGCGCCGCCCGAGUGCUCGUGUUCGAGCCGCCGCCCGGCAUCCGCGCCAACCUGCUGCGGACCUUCGCCACGGUACCCGCUGCUCGUAUGAUGAAGCCUCCUUCAGAACGCGCACGUCUCUACUUCCUGUUGGCGUGGUUCCACGGCAUCGUUCAAGAGCGGCUCCGUUACGUGCCAUUGGGCUGGGCUAAGUACUACGAGUUCAACGAGUCCGACCUGCGCGUGGCGUGCGACACGCUCGACACUUGGAUCGACGCCACAGCCAUGGGCCGCACCAACCUACCUCCCGAGAAGGUUCCAUGGGAGGCGCUAGUGACCCUACUCUCGCAGUGCAUCUACGGAGGCAAGAUCGACAACUUGUUCGACCAACGGUUGUUGCACUCUUUCCUAUGCAAGUUGUUCACGCCGAGGUCGUUCGAGGCGGACUUCGCGCUGGUCGCUAAUGUCGAUGGGGCGAGCGGCAACCAGAGGCACAUUACCAUGCCCGACGGCAACCGGAGGGACCACUUCCUCAAGUGGAUCGAGGAGCUAUCAGACAGGCAGACUCCGUCCUGGCUCGGGUUGCCUAACAACGCCGAAAAGGUUUUGCUGACAACGCAAGGCAGUGACCUGGUGUCGAAGCUGCUAAAGAUGCAACAACUUGAGGACGAGGAGGAGCUCGCGUACAACGCCGCUUCGCAGGACGACAAUGCGCUGGUGGUGGAGGGCGACGGCCGCCCGGCUUGGAUGAAGUCUCUCCAUCAAACUGCCACUGGAUGGCUCCAGCUCCUGCCUGAGAAACUACCGACGCUGCGCCGUACAGUGGAGAAUAUUAAGGAUCCGUUGUACCGCUUCUUCGAGCGUGAGGUCGCCGCCGGGGCUUCGCUGUUGGCUCAAGUGCACCACGACCUCAGGAACGUGCUCGCUAUCUGUCAGGGCGAGAUGAAGCAGACGAACGAGACGCGGUCGAUGGUGGGCGCGCUGGUGCGCGGCAUGCUGCCGGGCGCGUGGAGGCGCUACGCGGUGGCGCGCGGCUGCACGGUGCGCCAGUGGGUCGGCGACUUCGCGCGCCGCGUGCUGCAGCUCGCCACCGUCUCCGACUGCGUGGCCACGGACCAGGGCGCCCGUCGGCUGCAGAGCAUCCCUGUGUGGCUCGGAGGUCUCCUAAACCCGGAGGCGUAUAUCACGGCCACCCGCCAGUGCGUGGCGCAAGCUAACUCGUGGUCACUUGAAGAACUACACUUACAGGUGACGAUACCGGAACCGGGCACGGAAGCCGCGGACGCGACCGAGUGGUCGUUCCAAGUGACCGGGCUCAAGCUGCAGGGCGCCACGGUGAAGGGCAACCGGCUGCUGCUCACCAACACCAUCAUGGUGGACCUGCCGCUAACCGUGCUCACGUGGAUACGCGGGCCGGAGCCGAGCCCGGGCGCGGCGGGCGGGCAGACGCUGACGCUGCCCGUGUACCUGAACAGCGCGCGCUCCGAGCUGCUGUUCACGGUGCGGCUGCCCAUCGCGCCCGGCCAGGAGCCGCACGCCUUCUACGAGCGCGGCGUCGCGCUGCUCACCUCCACGGCGCUCAACUAA
Molecule: messenger RNA, 14110 nt
Organism: Cydia amplana
Lineage: Eukaryota; Metazoa; Arthropoda; Insecta; Lepidoptera; Tortricidae
Gene: Dhc64C
Product: dynein heavy chain, cytoplasmic
Exons: 94
Coding region: 101-14110 (4669 amino acids)
Biological process (GO): microtubule-based movement
Cellular component (GO): axonemal dynein complex
Molecular function (GO): dynein intermediate chain binding; dynein light intermediate chain binding; ATP hydrolysis activity
Source: RefSeq, a predicted model, not a curated record